AUGAACUGUGGUAGCAAAAUCGAGCAUGAAGCAUUUCUUGCUCACUGGCUGUCAAGGUUUGUCUUUCCAGUAUACGACUUGGAUACUAUAGGAAGGAAUGUUCUCCCCAUCGCAGUCCGUUUAGCUAGAGGUAUUAAACUUGCACUUGCACCUGCAGUUCUUGCUACUAUUUACAAAAAUUUGAGUUCACUAAAAGGGGCACUUGUUGCUUCAAGAAAAUUAGAAACUAGAAAAGGAAAGAACGUUUUUGAAGUUAAGCUUACGGCUCCAUUACAACUGAUUCAAGCUUGGGUUUGGGAGAGAUUUCUAGCACUACGUCCCAAGCCUAAUUCGACUAAACUUGGUGAGCCAAGAUUGGCUCGAUGGCAUGACUUAAAGAAAGUGGGAACCAUGAAUGUGUUAUUGGCUAUAGAUCGUGCUGCAAAAGAUUUUACUUGGCGCCCUUACAUGAGGGCUGAAAACAGCUCCUUGCCUCACAUGACUUACAAGGAAAAAGAAUAUUGGGUAUUGGUUGACUCCUGUUUGGGCGAUGAAUUUGAGGGGCUUGUUCGAUGCUUGAGAACGAGCGAGCUUGUUGGCCUAGAAGUAGGUUGCAUAGAGCAGUAUCUCCCACAUCGUGUGGCCAUGCAAUUUGGGAUGGAUCAAGAUGUUCCAGGUUGUGUAGCACGAGUUAAUGAGAGAACUGAUAUUGCUUGGAGUAAUUACACUAGGACAAUUGGAGAUGCCAUAUUGUAUAUACCAGCACGACUUUUUGAAUCAGAUGUCACAACUCGAUACAUGAAAUGGUGGAAGAAAUUAAGGUUUACUAGAAGUGGUAUGACUGAGACUCGUAAAGAAGGAAAAAGUACAUCCAGGGGUCCUAAAAUAGAAGAAAUGAAAGGCUUCUACAAAAUGAAAUCAGUGGAUGAUGCCCUUGCUUCUCCUUCCGGUUUACCUCCCAAGUCCAAUAGUAUGAAAGCAGGAGUUUCAGGCAUUAAGGAUAACAACACAGUACGUAAAAAGGAAGAGAUCAAUGGCAUUAGGUUGCCUCAAAAGGAUGCUCAAAGGAUUAGUUUAUCUUCUGCUAAUGAUGGAACUAUGGAUGAUUUUCAUGAACAUGGUAUUUCUGAGAAGUCAAAAAGAGAAGUAAUGGUAAUCAUAUCAGGGAAGAAAUCUGAUAAGGAUGGUACAACUAAAGCUGGUUCAGAAGUAAACGAUACUCCCAAGGGUUAUAGAAGAGAAGAAAUGGAAGGCUUCUUCAAAGUGGAAUCAGUGGAUGAUGUCCUUGCUCCUCCUCCCGAUUUUCCAACCAAGCCCAAUAGUAUGAAAGCAGGGGUUUCAGACACCAAGGAUAACAUAGUAGGUAAAUUUUUUAAGGAAGAGAGCGAUGGAAUGAGGUUGCUUCAAAAGGGUGCUCAAAGGAAGAAUACUUUAUCUUGUGCUAAUGAUGGAACCAAGGAUGAUUUUCAUGGACAUGGUAUUUCCGAGAUAUCAAAAAGAGAAGUAAUGGAAAUAAUAUCAGGGAAGAAAUCUGAUAAGGAUGGUUCAACUAAAGCUGGUUCAGAUGGAACGACUAUGUCCAAGGGUUCUAAAAGAGAAGAAAUGGAAGGCUUCUUCAAAAUGAAAUCAGUGGAAGAUGUCCUUGCUCCUCCUCCCGGUUUUCCUCCGAAGACCAAUAGUAUGAAAGCAGGGGUUUCAUGCAUCAAGGAUAACAGCAUAGUAGGUAAAAAUUUUAAGGAAGAGAGCAAUGGAAUUAGGUUGACUCAAAAGGAUGCUCAAAGGAAGAGUACUUCAUCUUGCACUAUUCAUGGAACAAAGGAUGAUUUUCAUGGACAUGAUAUUUCUGAGAGGUCAAAAAAUAAAGUAACGGAAAGUUUAUCAGGGAAGAAAUCCGUCAAGGUUGCCCUUGUUCCUCCUCCACCAGAUUUUAGUCCCAAGCGCACCAGGGUGGAAGCAGGGGAUUCAGGUUUUAAGGAUAAAGAAACAGGAGUUGAAAUGUUUGUAGUUGAGAGUGAUGUAAAUAGUCAACCUCAGGAUGAACCUGCAGAACCUGAACUUGAGAACGAAUGUGCAGGGCUCAAAAAAUCCUGGCUAGAUGCAGUAAAUUAUAGAAGUGAAGAACAUGCCGAAAGCUGCUGCCAGACAACCCUUGAGGCACCUGGAAUGGGACUUGAGGAGAGGAUCUGCACUAUUGAAAAAUUGUGUGCUUGGUUAAAAGCAGGAAAUUGCUGUCUUGGUGACAUUUAA
Molecule: messenger RNA, 2226 nt
Organism: Fraxinus pennsylvanica
Lineage: Eukaryota; Viridiplantae; Streptophyta; Magnoliopsida; Lamiales; Oleaceae
Source: the annotation of a GenBank genome assembly